This is a messenger RNA of Fusarium proliferatum ET1, 1908 nucleotides long. RefSeq lists its product as uncharacterized. NCBI's taxonomy places the organism in Eukaryota, Fungi, Ascomycota, Sordariomycetes, Hypocreales, Nectriaceae. The record is from RefSeq and is a predicted model, not a curated record. The transcript has 2 exons. The coding region runs from base 1 to 1908 and encodes 635 amino acids.
AUGGACCAACAAGGAGGAAUCGCUUGCUCUGGCAAGCAUACCGUCGAACCAACCCUGUACUCUUCAGCCGCAUUGCCCCAUUACCAGUACCCCCCGUUGACCAGCCUUGGUACAGUCCGGAUCCUCUCAUUAGACCCUGGCCAACCCGAAAGCCCACUGCGGGGAAAUCUGGAAGAAGCUCACGUCAACUCUCUCAAAGACUACGAAGCACUAUCAUACGUCUGGGCAGAUCCAGGUCCAUCUGAUAGACCACAUGAGAUCAUCAUUUGUGAAAACAAUCAGGAUGCUCUGCUGCCACUUAGAGGAGGUUCCAUCUUUGCCGCUUUGCUUCAGAUUCGACAUCCGGAUCAGAAGAGGCGAGUUUGGGCUGAUCAGUGCUGUAUCAAUCAGGAUGAUCUUGAUGAGAGAAGCAAUCAAGUCCAUUCUAUGGGCAAGAUUUAUGAAAACGCGACUAGGGUCUUGGUAUGGCUUGGCUUAGACACCAACAAGGAAGCAGAGUCAGCUUUCAAUCUGAUCCAUAAGCUUGACGAAGCUCUCAGCACUGAUGCACAGCAUUCUCAUGUCUUAAUCUCAAGAAAUCUCGAGAGGCAAAUACGGCAGCACGACAAGGUACUCCAGGCUUUGACAAGCCGUCCAUGGUUCAAGAGAGGUUGGGUCGUACAAGAAAUUGGAACAGAAACUCCUGCCACGAUGAUCUGGGGAAAUCACAGUAUCGAUUGGAAUACUCUGGCCAGGGUGUGCCAGAAGUUAAAAGGAUACCAUCAACUUCGUAGCACUCUUGGAAUCACUACUUCAGAUAUAUCGUUCCUUUACCGACGAUUUAUACCACCAGACAAGACAACGCACCAUGCCAACCGAUACAACUUCGUGUACGAGCUUCAGAGAUCCCGCCAUCUGCAGUUCACUGAUCAGAGGGAUCGAGUAUUUGCUUUUCUGAGUCACUUCUCGACUCGGGCACUUCUACCUCUUGGCUGCGGACCAAUAUCAAUCGUGGCAGACUAUACGCUCUCUGUUGAGCAGACUUACGUCAACAUCGCCACAAGGAUAUUGCGAGAUCGCCCAGAAGCGGCGUGCAUUACUCUUGCGGCAGUGCAGCAUCCUCAGAACAGUCUACCUUCUAAAUGCGAUGAUGUCAACCUUGGAAAUAUUAUGAAGUUGCCUUCAUGGGUACCUGACUGGAGAUGGUCUGAGGGGAUCAUUUUGGCUGAGCCAAUAUGUCCUCACCGAGCUCAUCGUAAUUCUACCGUCAAGAUGGACAUAAUCGAGAAUGAGAGUGUGCUACAGAUACACGGUAUCAGUAUUGAUACUAUUGAAGAAUAUUCCAGGCCAAUGCUCUCAAGCGACUUUUACGGAAAAGCCGACCUGGUAGAACACCUCUGGCAGGAUAUUUGCCGAAAGACAAGGUUCAAUCGUGUGGAUAAGUACUUGAACGGAGACUCUGCUUUCUUUGCGCUGAUGCAGACGCUCAGCAACGCGUGUGUUCAGGCAACGGGCCACGAAUGCAAACAAUAUGAUUCCGUUCCUGAACAGACAUGGUUACAAAUGGCAGCAAAGUUCGUAGUGGAAACGUUUGGUAGUUUUGCAGUAUCAGAUGACAUUACGAAACAAGCAGAAAAGAUACAGGACGAGAAAGAACAUGAUAAAUGGAGUCGGUGGGCAACUUCCGCGUCAGACGGACGAGUAUUUGCACGAAGUAAGAAGGGCUAUUAUGUACUAGGGCCAUCGGCAUUGGAAGCCGGUGAUGUGUUUUGUGUUUUAUUUGGCUGCAAGGUUCCAUUCUGUCUGCGUCGCGCCGGGGAGAGGUAUUUACUGGUUGGUGAGUGCUAUGUUCAUGGGUUGAUGAAGGGAGAGGCGAUGGAUAUGCUGACUGGGGGCGAAGUCGAAGAGCAGGUUUUCAGUCUCAUGUAG